AUGGGCUGGUUUUCAAACGAUUCAGACCAGGCUGCGGCAUACGACCAGGUAAACACCAUUUGGCACUGGAGGUUCAAGCCACCGUUUCGGACUGAUCUAAAUUUCCAAGCUGCUUCCUACGAGGCCUCCAAGGCUUACGAGAAUCAUAUCAGGGCCAACGGCCAACCUACGUCGCACGCCGAAGCGAAAGAAAUUUUAGCUGGCUUUACUGGCGCUUUCGUGGACCGCUUGGUCGAAACUAAAGGGCUCGACUACAUUGAUACUGAAGAGGCCAAGAGACACGCCCGCCGAGAAACUGAGCAGGCAUGGAGCAGCGCGGGACAGUAUUAA
Laccaria bicolor S238N-H82 is the source of this 330-nucleotide messenger RNA. RefSeq names its product concanamycin induced protein 2. The transcript is spliced from 6 exons. Bases 1 to 330 code for a protein of 109 amino acids. NCBI's taxonomy places the organism in Eukaryota, Fungi, Basidiomycota, Agaricomycetes, Agaricales, Hydnangiaceae. The record is from RefSeq and is a predicted model, not a curated record.